This is a messenger RNA of Hemibagrus wyckioides, 2247 nucleotides long. It is a transcript of the gene tamm41, whose product is annotated as TAM41 mitochondrial translocator assembly and maintenance homolog. Gene Ontology annotation, molecular function: phosphatidate cytidylyltransferase activity. Gene Ontology annotation, biological process: cardiolipin biosynthetic process; CDP-diacylglycerol biosynthetic process. The coding region runs from base 412 to 1422 and encodes 336 amino acids. The record is from RefSeq and is a predicted model, not a curated record. Lineage: Eukaryota; Metazoa; Chordata; Actinopteri; Siluriformes; Bagridae. Gene Ontology annotation, cellular component: mitochondrion. The transcript is spliced from 8 exons.
AAGAAUCCAAACAUAUUUAAACGUUUAACCUAUUGAUUUUGGAAGUCUUCAUUACAUUUUUUUUUGUCUCUGGUAAAAGUAUUCUACUUAUCAUGUUUAAUUUAUGAAUGAUUAGAAACCGCUUCGUUUUGAUAACCGCUUAAGCGUCUCAUCUAAAUGGGCCGAAUGUCAAACAGCUUCCUACGUCCUACAUUAGGUCACUAUAUAGGACAUGAAGCAAAGGCGAGUUAGUGCACUCAAUAUAGUGCAGAAAGGCAUUUGGGAUUGAACCUCAGCUGCAGCAUUAUGGACCCUAUGUAUGAAGUUAGCUGCCUGCUAACGUGUAAGUUCUUUAGUAACUGAGAACUAUGAGCGAAAUUAAUUUAAAGGUUGUGAAAACAGCAUGGAGAAUUAGUUAUUUGCUUUAAAAAAAUGGCUCUUGCGGCGUUACAAAACACGAGUGUGUUUUAUCGGAGGAUUCUGUCUCAGUUUCCACAAGACAUUAGCUUAGCAUUUGCCUAUGGAUCUGGAGUGUUUAAGCAGGCUGGGGCCAGUCAAGGUCAGAUGCGGAAUAACAUGCUGGACUUUGUGUUUGCUGUGGAUGACCCCAUCACUUGGCACACCAUGAACUUAAUAGACAACAGAAGACACUACUCCUUUCUGAAAUAUCUCGGUCCAAGGCACAUCAGCAACAUUCAGAAUGACUAUGGAGCCAGAGUGUACUACAACACCCUAGUCCCCUCAGAGGAAAGGGUCACUGAUCAAGUACGGCGUCAUCAGCACGGAUGCCCUGAUGGACGACUUGCUUCACUGGAAAACGAUGUAUAUAGCAGGCAGACUGCACAAACCUGUGCGGAUUCUGGUGCAGAAGGAGAACACGAAGCUGCGAGCUGCUCUGGUAGCCAAUCUGAAGAGUGCAGUAAUCGCCUCCUUCCUCAUGCUUCCAGAGAGUUUCUCAGAGGAAGAGCUUUUCCUCAACAUCGCUGGACUCUCGUACUCCGGAUGGUGAUCGGUGAAGAUAAAUCCAAAGUUUCCAACAUUGUGAAGGACAACAUGGAGCACUUCCGGAUCUUGUAUAAUAAUAUUCUCCAAGAAUGUCCACAGGUGGUUUACAAGCCACAGCAGGGGAAGCUGGAGGUGGAUAAGAGUCCAGACGGCCAGUUUACCCAGCUGAUGGCUCUGCCUCGCACGCUGCAGCAGCAGAUCACACGACUGGUGGAUCCUCCGGGGAAGAACCGUGACGUGGAGGAGAUCCUGCUGCAGCUCGCUCAUGACCCAGACUGCGGCCUUCUCGUACAGCAAGGUAUCUCAACGAUUGUGAAAACCUCCAGCAUAACACAGAGUGCCAAAGGAGUUGCUACAGCAGGACUUGUGAAAACAGUGUCAUAUAGUGUGAAAAAGCUUCGGAAGAUGCUCAAAGGCUGGAGGAGGAAGCCACAGUGAUUUCUUAAAAAGUUGUGUUUGUGUUUUCUAUUUCUUUUUGUAUAUAUUAAUUCACCACACGGUCAUGUCUAAAUGUAAAACAGUAGCGCUAUGGAGAUAUUUAAGUGAGGACUGAGGUUUAUUUAUGUUGACAUGUGAUUUGUGUCCAGAAUAAAUGUUGUGAAAUGCUUAGGCUGGUUACACAGCCCAGUCUUGGGUGUUUUGUCAUCUUUCAUUUUAAUGUGCACUGUACGUACAUGUAUGCUGAGGAUUGCAAAACAGGUUAUCGCUGAUGACGCUGUUAAAGUAAUGAAUAAGCAAAACAGUAGCAUGGCUUUGUGGCUGCAGAAAACAAAAACCGCAAGAAAAUGUCUGGACUUUUCAGCUUUCGGAAUGAUUGAUGUAUAUAUAAAUCGUAUGUACUCUUCAGCUUUUAUGGCUUUAUGAAAGUGUUAAAGUUUCAUGUUCAUAUUCACACUCAUCUCUGAACCCCAAACUGCCCAACGGUCGAAGAUUCAACAGAAAUAAAGGAGUGAUCAUGAGGUACAAUGAGACUUUCUGGUGUUUACAGUACAACAGUCCAGCUGUAAAUCCCCUUGUGCUGCUGAUUAAAAAAUCAAAAGAUUUAACAGCAUCAAGUUUCUAGAAAGGAAAUAAAAGAAAAUAAAUUUAAAAUACUGAUAGGAAAUGUUCCAGAUUUACAGUUUAUUUUAUUUUUUGCCCACUAGAGGACACAAGUGUACACUUGACUAGUGACUGAAUAUUUAUCUUAUUAUAAAUAAAGCAUCACUAAUAUUUAUUAUGAGAUGGAUGAUAUUUUUUUUUAAGUUUUACGUGGCUUAAUGU